UUUUUAGGCCUUUGCCGCGCCUCGGGAGCGCUACGAGUCCAACAGCCGCCCGAGCCGCCUUCCUGCUCGCGGUCUGGGGACGCGCUCGGAGCCGGGGGCCUUCGCCAACAGCCGCCGCGCCGGCCCGGGUCUCAGCCGCGCGCUGGCUGGGUACGCGGCGCGGCGGACGCAAGUGGUCGUCGCCAAGAUUCGGGCGAGGACCUUGAAAAUGGCUUCCGGGCAUGCGCCACGGCGGCCGUUACGAUACGCAAAACCGACGCCUGGGAGCCGAGACCCUAGAGGGACGGCGCCCAGCGCACCAUAAGGCUCCCGGGGCCCAGGGCUGACGGUGAGAGUGCACGAGCUGAGUCAGUGCUGAUUCUCUCAAAUAGAGCCUGCAGGAUAAAUCUUCAUGUUUGUUUCAACAAAACGUGGAAACAAAAUGGAAGAAAACAAGUUACAGUGCAGUAGUGUGAUUGACGGUAAUUUUGAAGAAGUUCCUAGGGAGACGGUCAUUCAGUUUAAACCUCCACUAUACAGGCAGCGGUACCAGUUUGUUAAAAAUUUAGUGGAGCAACAUGAGCCCAAGAAGGUUGCAGACCUGGGAUGUGGUGAUACUUCACUCUUAAGGCUGCUAAAAGUCAAUCCAUGCAUUGAAUUGCUUGUUGGAGUAGAUAUUAAUGAGGAUAAAUUACGAUGGAGACGGGAUACGUUAGCUCCUUUCAUGGGUGAUUUUCUGAAACCUCGGGAUCUAAAUUUGACCAUCACAUUGUAUCAUGGGUCUGUUGUGGAGAGAGACUCUCGUUUGCUUGGAUUUGACUUGAUAACGUGUAUUGAAUUAAUAGAACAUUUGGAUUCAGGUGAUCUGGCCAGAUUUCCUGAAGUGGUAUUUGGGUACCUAUCUCCAUCCAUGAUUGUCAUCAGCACACCAAACUCUGAAUUCAAUCCCCUGUUCCCAUCAGUGACCUUAAGAGAUUCAGAUCAUAAAUUUGAGUGGACCAGAAUGGAGUUUCAAACCUGGGCUUUAUCUGUGGCAAAUCGCUAUGAUUACUCCGUGGAGUUUACUGGUGUUGGGGAACCACCAGCUGGAGCUGAGAAUGUUGGAUACUGUACCCAGAUAGGAAUCUUCCAGAAAAAUGGAGGAAAGGCAAUGGAAUCAUGUGUUUCAGAGCAGCAUGAUCAGCAUGUUUAUAAAGCUGUUUUUACCACCUCGUACCCGAGCUUACAGCAGGAAAAGUUCUUUAAACUUGUGUUGGUUAAUGAGGUGUCCCAACAAGUGGAAAGCUUGAGAGUGAGCCACCUGCCACGGCAGAAAAAACAGGAUGAGGAAUGGGGUGAUAAGCCCAAAGACUCAAAGGCCCCCGGCCCAUGCUUUGGACCAGUCUUCACAGAGGUUGAGAAAGCUAAGAUAGAGAACUCUCCCAAACCCUUUUGUGUUGGAGAUAAAUUUUUUGUGCCUCUGCAGAGACUACUUGCUUAUCCCAAGUUGAACCGCUUAUGUGCUAAUGAAGAGAUGAUGAGAUCAGUCAUUGCUGACUCAAUUCCUCUGAGCAGUGAUGGUUCUGCAGUGGUGGCUGACCUGCGUGAUUAUUUUGAUGAGCAGUUUUGAGUUUUAAACCAUCUUUAUUUCCUGAAGUUUCAGGGUCUCAGCAAUAGUUGUGUUCACUUAGAAUUUAGGGUGGGGGUGUAUGUGUGUGUGUGUGUGUGUGUGGUCCUAAUUCAAGUAAUGUUUUUAAAGUUUUAGUGCAAAAGUCUAUGUUCAAAGCCGUUGGACAGACCUGCUUGACAUAUGGCCAGACUGCAGUGAGCCCUGAGAAAGAUACUAGGGUUUAACUAAAAACAGGUGCUUUCCUUUGAUCUUGGACUUUUUUUUCUCAAGAAUAAAGAAAAGUUGUAUGUGGUAA
Saimiri boliviensis boliviensis (Bolivian squirrel monkey) is the source of this 1883-nucleotide messenger RNA. The record is from RefSeq and is a predicted model, not a curated record. NCBI's taxonomy places the organism in Eukaryota, Metazoa, Chordata, Mammalia, Primates, Cebidae.